AUGUGUGAUGAUUCUGAUUUCACAGUGGGGGCAGUAUUUGGACAUAGGAAAGAUAAUUUGGUGCAUGUCAUAUACUAUGCCAGCAAGGUCCUCAAUGACACUCAACGAAAUUAUACCACUACUGAAAAGGAGUUGCUGGCAAUAGUUUUUGCAUUUGACAAAUUUAGAUCAUACCUCAUGGGUUCUAAAAGAAAAAAGGGCGCAGAGAACAAGGUAGCAGAUCAUCUAUCCAGGAUCCCUUGUGAGAAAGAUGCUACACAUGAUACAACUGUGAAUGAGUUCUUUCCAGAUGAGCAGUUAAUAUUGGUUCACAAGGCACCCUGGUUUGCAGAUAUUGCCAAUUUUAAGGCAACUGGUGACUUGCCUCCUGGAAUCAACAAACAUCAAAGAAGAAAAUUCAUCAAUGAUGCUAAAUAUUUCAUUUGGGAUGAGCCAUAUCUCUUCAAGAAAUGCUCAGAUGGAAUCCUUAUGAGGUGCAUUUCAAAAGAAGAGGGACGAGAGGUCCUAUGGAAUUGUCACAGUUCUAGCUCUGGAGUGGACUAUGUAUCUAAGUGGGUGGAGGCCGUGGCAACCCCAACAAAUGACAACAAGGUGGUCAUGAACUUUCUUAAAAAGAAUAUCUUCAGCAAAUUUGGAGUUCCACGAGCCCUCAUUAGUGACGGAGGGAGUCAUUUUUGCAACAGACCAUUAGAGACUCUACUCCUAAGGUAUGGGGUGAAGCAUAAGGUUGCCACACCUUAUCAUCCCCAAACAAGUGGGCAAAUCUAG
This is a messenger RNA of Arachis duranensis, 768 nucleotides long. RefSeq lists its product as uncharacterized. The record is from RefSeq and is a predicted model, not a curated record. The transcript is spliced from 3 exons. Gene Ontology annotation, biological process: DNA integration. Gene Ontology annotation, molecular function: nucleic acid binding. Lineage: Eukaryota; Viridiplantae; Streptophyta; Magnoliopsida; Fabales; Fabaceae. Bases 1 to 768 code for a protein of 255 amino acids.